AUGAGGAAUCGGGAGAUGUAUAUCGAUUUCAGCGAGUCUCUGGAUGACAUCCCCGCAAUCCUCCAGCCUUCGAAACCAUUGAGCCAGGACGCCUCGCUGAGUACAGCAGAGCGGUCGAGCUUCAUCUCACUGCGCUAUCGCCUGCUGAGCACAUACUAUUUUUCAAAGCUUAUGAUUAUCCACGAGUGCAGAGUCCUAGGGUUCGCAUUAGUUGUAGGGCUUCGUGAUGACGAUGAUGUUCUUGCCAGCGAGGAGGUUAAUGUUGCUCGUGACUACAUAUAUACUCUCCAGAGUGUCGAGUUCCACGUUUUACAGGAGCUCGGAGAGCCUGGGAUCGAGCUUAUGCGAAGUGUGGGAAGCGUCCUGCUUGCAGUGUCACAGGGAUCGGACGGUAGGAACAAACAGCGUGCUGUUUCGCAGCUCAAUGUUCUUCUUGACAUUCUCGCUAGGUUAGACUCGCAGGCGUCGGAGAAGCUGACGGCUCAACUUUCCGUAGAUGCAGCAAUUGAGUUUAACACAUCGCCGCAUGACGUGGCAUCAGAAUAG
Messenger RNA from Clonostachys rhizophaga, 546 nucleotides. The record is from the annotation of a GenBank genome assembly. Lineage: Eukaryota; Fungi; Ascomycota; Sordariomycetes; Hypocreales; Bionectriaceae.